This is a messenger RNA of Argentina anserina (silverweed cinquefoil), 2329 nucleotides long. Its product is annotated as protein S-acyltransferase 24. The coding region runs from base 206 to 2089 and encodes 627 amino acids. NCBI's taxonomy places the organism in Eukaryota, Viridiplantae, Streptophyta, Magnoliopsida, Rosales, Rosaceae. Gene Ontology annotation, molecular function: palmitoyltransferase activity; protein binding. The transcript has 13 exons. Gene Ontology annotation, biological process: protein palmitoylation. Gene Ontology annotation, cellular component: Golgi membrane. The record is from RefSeq and is a predicted model, not a curated record.
AGCUCUAACAACAAUUUGGCUAGUACUGAAAAUCCAUAGCCAAAUCCAUAGUCAACCAUGGCCGGCUUCCCAGAAAAACCCUAGAAAUCCAAAUCCUCCCUUCCUCUAUUUCAUACCAACCGGGUCAAACCCAAUGCCUAAUUGACCCCCCUCGUUGAAAACAAAACCCAAAGCUCGCGACUUUCUGCGGUUGUUGAGGUUUCUAAUGUCGUCGGAGAUCGAGGUCGUCGAGGAGGAGACCCAGGUAGAUUCGUCGUCGCCGGCGGCCGGAGAAGCGAAUGGGAUUAUCGGGGAGGAGAGCCUCCGGAACGACGUGUACACGGCGGCGGCGUACGGCGAUUUGGAGAAGCUUCAGAGAUUGGUGGAGUGUGAGGGUUGCUCGGUUUCCGAGACCGAUGGGCUUGGCUACUACGCCCUCCAGUGGGCCGCCCUUAACAACCGCACUGCCGCCGCCCAGUACAUCAUUGAGCAUGGAGGAGAUGUGAAUGCAAAGGAUCACGCGGGGCAGACGGCAUUGCACUGGAGUGCGGUGCGGGGUGCUAUUCAGGUUGCGGAGCUUUUGCUGCAAGAGGGUGCAAGGGUGAAUGCCGGCGAUAUGUAUGGCUAUCAGACCACACAUGUUGCGGCCCAAUAUGGUCAGACUGCUUUCCUAUAUCAUAUUGUUUCAAAAUGGAAUGCUGACCCUGAUGUUCCUGAUAAUGAUGGAAGAAGCCCUUUGCACUGGGCUGCUUAUAAAGGUUUUGCUGAUUGUAUACGUCUUCUUUUGUUUCUGGAUGCAUAUAGAGGGCGGCAAGAUAAAGAGGGUUGCACUCCUCUUCAUUGGGCUGCUAUCAGGGGUAACUUGGAGGCAUGCACAGUGUUGGUACAAGCUGGGAAAAAGGAGGACUUGAUGGUUACGGAUAACACUGGCCUUACACCAGCCCAACUCGCUGCUGAUAAAAGCCACAGACAAGUUGCUUUCUUCCUUGGGAAUGCUCGAAGGUUACUUGACAAACGUUGUGAUGGGAACAGUCGUCUUGAACAACUAACGAAACUGGGACUCGCACCAGCUCUUUGGUGUGUCAUCUUUGUGCUCCUUGUGAUCUAUAGUCAUUCGGUUAUCAUGGCACCAAAUCUGCCCAAAUUAACAGCCGGCUCAGUUUUUAUUGCAUGGCUGGGUGUCUUCCUAGCAACUGCAGGGCUGGUUAUGUUCUAUCGGUGUAGCAGUAAAGAUCCCGGUUACAUCCGAAUGAAUAUCCAUGAUUCACAGAAUAUGAAAGAUGAUGAACCUCUAUUGAAGAUUGAGAUAAAUAAUCCGGCCUUGCUAGCUGGUAACUGGUCUCAGCUUUGUGCAACUUGCAAGAUUGUCAGGCCUCUUCGUGCAAAGCAUUGUUCUACAUGUGACCGUUGUGUUGAACAAUUUGACCACCAUUGCCCGUGGGUAUCCAAUUGCAUUGGCAAGAAAAACAAAUGGGAUUUUUUUAUAUUCCUUGUUCUUGAAGUUUUGGCGAUGUUGAUUACUGGAGGAGUUACUGUUACGAGAAUUUGGAGUGAUCCACUUGGUCCUUCUUCAUUUGGAGCGUGGCUUAAUUAUGUUUUUAGAAGUCAUAUUGGUGCUAUAUCGUUUUUGAUUGCUGAUUUCUUCCUCUUCUCUGGUGUGGCCGUCUUGACUGCUGUACAAGCUUCUCAAAUUUCACGGAAUAUUACUACUAAUGAAAUGGCCAAUGCGUUGCGCUAUAACUACCUCAGAGGGCCGGGUGGUCGCUUCAGAAACCCAUAUGAUCAUGGGAUGAAGAAGAACUGCUCAGAUUUCUUGAUCAAGGGCUACAAUGAAGAUGUGGAACUGAUCGAAGAAUCAGCUCGUGAUGAGGGGACUGGAAUGAGGCACAUGAACAAUUCAAACAUGCAAAAUGGGGAUUCUCAUUCUCACCACACAAAUGGCCAUGAUCAUGUUUCAAUCAACGUAAAUUCGAAUGCAUCAGCACAUCUAGGUCAUGUUCAUUCUGCCCAUUGCAGCCAUAGCAAUCAAGGCCAACCCAAAACUGAUAAUGUCCCCUUAGGCUUGGGUCUUGGCCUUGGACGGAAUGCUUCCCGGCCUACUGUGUCUUAGUGUGAUAGUAUACUUCUUGGCCUGAUUGGCUGAUUUUUGCUGAAAAUCUCGUGUAUUAUAAUCAUACUUCAGCGUCAGCUUUUGUAAUGUAAUUGCAUAUUGCUCUUUAGAUGAAAGUUGCCCCACAUUCGUUGAAAUCCAGCUUUACCAGUUUUGAGUAGUCACUAAAAAACAGAGCUGGUGUAUAUUUGGUGGUUCGAAUAUCCCGGUAACAUUCAUUUCGCCAGUGGAAAGGUUUAG